AUGACUCAAUACGACUCCCGUACGUCUGUUGCUGACCUGGUGGGAAACACCCCCUUGGUGCAACUGACCAAACUUCCCAAGGCGCUGGGCGUAAAGCCCCAAGUUUAUGCCAAACUGGAGCUCUACAACCCUGGCGGAUCCAUCAAAGAUCGGAUUGCCAAAUCCAUGAUAGAGGACGCAGAAGCGUCGGGCAGAAUCCACCCUUCCAAAACCACCUUGAUCGAGCCUACGUCAGGUAAUACUGGUAUUGGUUUGGCGCUGAUGGGCGCGAUCAAGGGCUACAGAACAAUUAUUACUUUGCCUGAGAAGAUGUCGAACGAAAAAGUAUCUGUUUUGAAGGCAUUAGGCGCCGAAAUUAUCAGAACUCCUACAGCAGCUGCUUGGGACUCGCCUGAAUCCCACAUCGGUGUCGCUCGGAAAUUGGAGAAGGAGAUUCCUGGCGCAGUCAUCUUGGACCAAUACAACAACAUGAAAAACCCAGACGCCCACUACUUGGGCACGGGUAAAGAGAUCCACUACCAACUGGCCCAAUUAAACGCAUUCGAGAAGCUACACGGUGUCUUUGCAGGUGCAGGUACCGGUGGUACCAUCAGUGGUAUCUCUAAGUACCUCAAGGAACAGGACUCCAACAUCAAGAUCGUUGGCGCUGAUCCUGUGGGUUCUAUCUUGGCUCAACCUGAAAACUUGAACAAAGGUGACGAUGCUGAAUACAAAGUGGAAGGUAUCGGGUACGAUUUCAUUCCAAAAGUGCUGGACAGAAAGUUGGUGGAUACCUGGUACAAGACAAAUGACUUGGACUCCUUCAAAUAUGCUCGUCAAUUAAUUGCUAACGAAGGUUUGCUUGUUGGUGGGUCGAGUGGUAGUGCCUUUUCAGCUAUGAUGAAGUACUGCGAAGACCAUCCAGAGUUGACAGAGGAGGAUGUAUUGGUGGUAAUUCUACCAGAUUCUGUUAGAUCUUACUUGACCAAGUUUGUUGACGAUGAAUGGUUGAAAAAGAACGAAUUGUGGGAUGACGAAAUUUUAAAGCCCUUGGGCAGAAGCCAAGUCGAUAUUUUCAAGGGUGCUACGGUCAAACAAUUGAACCUGAAGCCCGUCGUGUCUGUCAAGGAAGAUGCCUCUAUUUCGGAAGUCGUCAAAAUUUUGACUGAUAAUGGCUUCGAUCAAUUACCAGUAUUGGCUCACGAUGGUAAAUUGUGUGGUCUAGUGACGCUAUCACAGCUUCUAAAGAAACUUUCUUCUGGCGAUCAAGUUGAAAGUAUUCAAAAGUUGUUUUUCGACUUUAGAGGGCUCAACAACUUCGAUGAAGUCUCGUCCUAUAACGAAAACAAGUCAGGCAAAAAGAAGUUUGUGUCGUUUACUGUUGACAGCAAGCUAUCCGAGUUGAACCAGUUCUUCGAAAAGAACUCGUCUGCCAUUAUCACAGAUGGCUUAACUCCUGUCCACAUUGUCACCAAAAUGGAUUUGUUGGGGUCUUUACUUGGCUCUUGCUAG
Molecule: messenger RNA, 1491 nt
Organism: Lachancea nothofagi CBS 11611
Lineage: Eukaryota; Fungi; Ascomycota; Saccharomycetes; Saccharomycetales; Saccharomycetaceae
Source: the annotation of a GenBank genome assembly